Molecule: messenger RNA, 991 nt
Organism: Spodoptera frugiperda (fall armyworm)
Lineage: Eukaryota; Metazoa; Arthropoda; Insecta; Lepidoptera; Noctuidae
Gene: Trx2
Product: thioredoxin-2
Exons: 3
Coding region: 170-490 (106 amino acids)
Molecular function (GO): protein-disulfide reductase activity
Source: RefSeq, a predicted model, not a curated record
GAUUGCGACCUUGUACGGUCUAGUCACUUCGAUUGAUUUUUUGUUACGUGUAUUAGUCAGUUUUAAGCAUUUUAUUGCGUUGUUUGUCCGUUUUUGUUGUGAAAAACGGGUCGAGCUUUAAUCCAGGCAUAUUUUGCUAUAACCAUCCAAAUCUAAGAACAUAGCAAACAUGUCGAUCCACAUCAAGGACUCCGAUGACCUGAAGAACAGGCUGGCCGAGGCCGGCGACAAGCUGGUGGUGAUCGACUUCAUGGCCACCUGGUGCGGACCCUGCAAGAUGAUCGGGCCCAAACUAGACGAGAUGGCCAAUGAAAUGUCUGACUGCAUCGUUGUUCUUAAGGUGGACGUUGACGAGUGCGAGGACAUCGCGACGGAGUACAACAUCAACUCCAUGCCCACCUUCGUGUUCGUGAAGAACAGCAAGAAAAUAGAGGAAUUCUCCGGCGCUAAUGUAGACAAGCUGAGGAACACAAUUAUCAAGCUUAAGUAAAGCGGAGCUAGGGUUUUGUACGCUCUCCAACAUUCCUCCACGGAAUACCUUACAAGAGGCAUUUUGAAACAGCAUUUUGACAGUGAAACUUAACUUAUAAUACUUUGAUCGGCAUGUUUAGUUGCUGGUUGACUAACAUAUACGUAAAUAUUGCUGAUGCAUACAGACAGUCCGUAGGAUAGCUAAUCUUAACUCUGCUGCCCCAAUAUGAAAUUAUAAGACUGCUUGUGUGAAGUUUUGAACUUUGAAAUUGAUGCCUUUGCAGGGUUAUUCCGUUGUAGGUAAUUAGCAGCUGGGAAUGUUUAGCACACGGCACUUAUGCAUAAUAUGUUAAUUUAUAUGGCCAUCAGAAGGAUCACAAUUUUUUGUUUUUAAUAUUUUUUUAAUGAAAUGUAGUAGACGUAUUUUUUAAUGCAAGUGUCUUAUCGCACUAUGUGUGCUUUUUGCAAUUCGGUUCAGCGUACAAACUCAUAUUCGUAUUAUAUGCCGUGUAUUUCUUUA